AUGAACCGCCCGUCGAUAGGAGAUGCAAGUGAAGGUGAAUUACGGCGAGUCGCGACUAUUAUUUCACAAAGGAAGCAAAGUAUUGCACAAGGGUCCACCUCCUCUGAUGUACAAGGUGAUCCCGCCUUGGACGUGCAGAGUGGAAGCUUCGACCCAGUCAAGUGGCUACGCAGCUUCCUCAACAAUUUUCACGAUCAAGAUGGCACACCCAAAAACACGGGAAUCUUAUACAGGAGUCUGGAUGUUUACGGAAGAGGAUCCGCCCUGCAGAUACAACAGACUGUUGGUAGUUACUUCCUGGCUCCCAUGCGAUUCCGCGAACUCCUCAGAUCAAGCAAAAAGCAAGCUAGGCAUAUCCUGCACAACUUUAAUGGAGUUCUCCAGAGUGGCGAGCUUCUCAUUGUGCUCGGACGACCAGGAUCGGGAUGCAGCACUCUCUUGAAAACAAUGUGCGGAGAAUUAUUUGGGCUCCAUAUCGGCGAAGAUUCGAAAGUUCAUUACAACGGCAUUUCACAGGACAGGAUGAUGACGGAAUUCAAGGGAGAGAUUGUUUAUAAUCAGGAAGUACGUGAUGUUGAAAAGCACUUUCCUCACCUUACCGUAGGACAAACACUCGAGUUCGCAUCCCGUUCCCGACUCCCUGUCCGAACCUCUAGUGGAAUGUCUCGAAACGAAUUGAGCAAGCAUUGCGUUCAGAUUGUCAUGGCUGUCCUUGGUCUGAGCCAUACGUACAACACAAAGGUUGGAAACGACUUCAUCCGAGGUGUGUCGGGAGGAGAAAGGAAGCGCGUCAGCAUUGCAGAAAUGAUGCUUUCUGGAUCUCCGUUUUGCGCUUGGGACAACAGCACGCGCGGCCUCGAUUCAGCAACGGCGCUGAAGUUUGUGCAAACCUUGCGCCUAGCGUCCGACUUGGGCGGUUCCGCAAACGCUGUCGCAAUCUACCAGGCCAGUCAGGACAUCUACGAUAUCUUCGACAAGGCUACAGUCCUGUACGAGGGUCGCCAAAUAUACUUUGGGCCGGCCACAGCAGCAAAGUCAUUUUUUGAAAGGCAGGGUUGGCAUUGCCCACAGCGCCAAACAACUGGAGACUUCCUCACGUCCGUCACUAAUCCACAAGAACGGAGGGCUCAAACAGGAAUGGAAGAUAAGGUCCCUCGGACACCCGAAGAAUUUGAGCAACAUUGGCGACGGUCGCCUGAGUACCAAGCUCUCAUGGAAGACAUGCAGGUUUACGAGCGAAAUUAUCCCCCCGGUGGCCAGAACGAGAGCCUGGUCCAACUUCGCAACCAGAAGAACUAUGCUCAGGCAAAGCAUGUUCGCCCCAAAUCUCCCUACACUCUUAGUGUAAUACAACAAAUCGGCUUGUGCACGAAGCGAGCCUACCAGCGUAUCAUGGGAGACAUAGCUGCAACGGCUACCAACAUUCUCAUCAACGUUGUGCUAUCGCUAGUGCUAGGCUCUGUGUUUUUCAACACUCCUGAUGCCACGGUCGGUUUCUCGUCAAAAGGUGCAGUGUUGUUUAUGGGUAUAUUACUUAGCGCACUCAGCACCAUCGCAGAGAUUAACAGUCUCUACGCCCAACGCCCGGUCGUCGAGAAACACGCUUCGUACGCCUUUUAUCAUCCAUGCUGUGAGGCUAUCGCUGGAAUCAUCGCCGAAAUCCCUAUCAAGUUCUGCUCUUCGGUGGUUUUCAACCUGAUCCUCUAUUUCAUGGCUGGCCUACGAAGGGAGCCAGCGCAGUUCUUUAUAUUCUUCCUCAUUACUUACAUCACCACUUUUGUGAUGAGCGCCGCAUUCAGAACCAUGGCUGCCCUUACAAAGACAAUUUCCCAAGCCAUGGCACUUGCAGGUGUUCUUAGCCUAGCGCUUGUCAUGUACACCGGGUACGUCGUCUCAGUGCCUCAGAUGAAGGACUGGUUUUCGUGGAUCCGCUACGUCAACCCCAUUUUCUACGCCUUUGAGAUCUUGAUUGCGAACGAAUUCCACGGACGAGAAUUCACAUGCUCGGAGAUCAUUCCUUCAUACACUCCGCUUGUCGGAGACUCAUGGAUCUGCUCAGCCGUAGGUUCGAUUGCCGGUCGUCGUACUGUGAGUGGAGACGACUACAUUGCAAAAAGCUACCAGUACUACUACUCUCAUGUUUGGCGAAAUUUUGGCAUCCUGCUUGCAUUUUUGUUUGGACUUAUGGGGAUUUACUUUUGGGCAACUGAGUGUAAUUCGAGUACUACCAGCACGGCAGAGGUGCUCGUCUUCCAACGUGGCCAUGUCCCGGAGUAUCUCCAAGAGAACGAUAGCCAAACAGCAACGGAUGAGGAGAAGGGCGCCGAACAUUCACAAACUAAGCCAUCCGAGCCAAGCUCGAGUGUUCAGGCCAUGGAACCUCAGAAGGACAUUUUCACUUGGAGGGACGUCGUCUAUGAUAUUGAAAUCAAGGGAGAGCCCAGACGCUUGUUGGAUCACGUAUCUGGCUGGGUUCAGCCCGGCACACUCACGGCACUAAUGGGUGUCAGUGGCGCUGGAAAGACGACCCUCCUUGAUGUACUGGCACAGCGAACCACGAUGGGUGUCAUCACUGGUGACAUGUUUGUCAAUGGGAAGCCUUUGGAUGCUAGCUUCCAGCGCAAGACAGGUUAUGUUCAGCAACAAGACUUGCAUUUGGACACCGCCACCGUCCGUGAGAGCCUGCGAUUCAGCGCCAUGCUUCGCCAGCCUGCAUCUGUGAGCAUGGAAGAGAAAUAUGAAUUCGUCGAGAAAGUCAUCGACAUGCUAAACAUGGGAGAUUUCGCUAAUGCUAUUGUUGGCAUCCCUGGCGAAGGAUUGAAUGUUGAGCAGCGCAAACUUCUUACUAUUGGCGUCGAACUUGCUGCCAGACCGAAGCUCCUUCUCUUUCUCGAUGAACCUACCAGCGGCCUUGAUUCACAGAGCUCCUGGGCUAUCUGCGCCUUCUUGCGUAAGCUUGCUGACGCUGGUCAAGCGGUACUUUGCACUGUCCACCAGCCAAGCGCUAUCCUGUUCCAGGAAUUUGACCGCCUCCUGUUCCUUGCGCGAGGUGGAAGAACCGUCUACUUUGGAAAGAUUGGAAAGAACUCAAGGACUCUACUGGACUAUUUCGAAUCCAACGGAGCACGCAAGUGCGAGGAUGCUGAAAACCCAGCCGAGUACAUGAUCGAGACAGUGAACAAUGGCCCGCGCGACAAACAGGACUGGCAUGCCAUCUGGAAAGCAAGCCCGGAGCGAUCGGGUGUGGAAGCCGAGAUCGACAGACUCCACGCAGAGAAGGCAAACGAGCCAGUGGCCGUCGAAGCAGAAUCCGGUGAGCAGGCGGAAUUUGCAGCCCCCCUCGCAAGACAAUUCCAGAUUGUGACAAACCGUGUCUUCCAGCAGUACUGGAGGAUGCCCGAAUACGUCCUAUCUAAGUUUGUACUCAGUAUUCUGGGAGGUCUCUUCGUUGGAUUCACAUUCUACGAUGUCAACGCCACUCAGGCAGGGAUGGCCAAUGUAAUGUUCGCCAUCUUUAUGAUUACAGCCCUCUUCUCUACCUUAGUUCAACAGAUCCAACCUCUCUUUGUGACGCAACGUGCGCUAUACGAAGUCCGCGAGCGACCCAGCAAAGCUUAUUCAUGGCGCGCAUUCCUUCUUGCUAAUAUUAUCGUCGAACUUCCCUAUCAAAUCAUCUCCGGAAUCCUUCUCUAUGCUUGCUUCUAUUACCCAGUUGUUGGAGUUCAAGCUUCGGAACGCCAAGUACUUGUACUCCUCUACAGCAUUCAGUUUUUCGUCUUCGCAUCUUCCUUUGCCAGCAUGACGAUAGCUGCAUUACCCGAUACUGUCACGGCAUCUGGAGUCGUCAUCAUGCUUACACUCAUGAGCAUCGUCUUUUGCGGUGUAUUGCAAAGUCCGACCGCGCUGCCCGGAUUCUGGAUCUUCAUGUAUCGCGUUAGCCCCUUUACAUACUGGAUUGGUGGUAUUGUGUCGACAAUGCUGCACUCGAGGCUCGUGGAGUGCUCCCAAGCAGAAACAAUGAUCUUCAGUCCACCUGAGAAUCAGACAUGCGGCCAAUACCUUGCAAGCUUCCUGGAGAGUGCGAUUGGUCAGUUGCAGAAUCCAGACGAUACACAGCACUGCAGAUACUGUUCGGUAACGAUCGCCGACCAGUUCCUUCAGGGCUCGAAGAUAUUCUGGACCGAGCGAUGGCGCAACUUUGGUAUCGUAUGGGCAUACGUUAUCUUCAACAUAUUCGUUGCUGCUUUGACUUACUAUCUCUUCCGCGUCAAGACUUGGGGCAGUUCUGUUUCUAAACCGAAAAAAGACUCCGACAAAAAAGCGCAGACAGCGACCACCCAGACGUCAGAGUAG
Alternaria alternata is the source of this 4353-nucleotide messenger RNA. Its product is annotated as ABC-2 type transporter. The coding region runs from base 1 to 4353 and encodes 1450 amino acids. Lineage: Eukaryota; Fungi; Ascomycota; Dothideomycetes; Pleosporales; Pleosporaceae. Gene Ontology annotation, molecular function: ABC-type transporter activity; ATP binding; ATP hydrolysis activity. Gene Ontology annotation, biological process: transmembrane transport. The record is from RefSeq and is a predicted model, not a curated record. Gene Ontology annotation, cellular component: membrane. The transcript is spliced from 5 exons.